This is a messenger RNA of Arxiozyma heterogenica, 897 nucleotides long. RefSeq names its product RNA-binding ribosome assembly factor RBP95 (gene RBP95). The coding region runs from base 1 to 897 and encodes 298 amino acids. The record is from RefSeq and is a predicted model, not a curated record. NCBI's taxonomy places the organism in Eukaryota, Fungi, Ascomycota, Saccharomycetes, Saccharomycetales, Saccharomycetaceae. The transcript has a single exon.
AUGUCUGAAGACCAUAUUCCAGCAUGGAAGAGAAUCUUAAGUAAGAAACACGAUAUUUCGAUUAAUUCUAGCGCAACUACAGAAGAUCCCUUGAAUGUUACCACACAUUUAGCCACUGGAUCUUUAACAAGAAAGGAGAAGAAACAAAUUAUUAAUAAAAAUGGUCAGAAUACAAAAUCAAAGGUCAACAAGAUUAUUAAGAAAGCUAGAAAAGAUGCUAGUAAAAAAAGAAAGGAUAAAUUGCCAAAGGAGGAAAGGCAGUUAAGAAGGAACAGAGUGUUAAAGGAUCAACUACGUUAUUUGAUUGAAUUUUACAGGUUUAAGCAGGACAAAAAAUUGCCUGAAACGUUGUACACUUUAGAAUCUGUGAAGGUAAAUUACCCAGAAGAUAUGGAUAAAGAUGUAGAUGAAAGUAAAGAUGUUAUCAACAUUUGGAAAUUUUCUAAACAAAAACAAAAUUGGUUACUCAAAAACAUUUUAAAUUUUGAUGAUGUUCCAAUCCAAUAUGAUGAUUUACUUGUAGCGUAUUUCCAAGAUAUACAGGGAAGAGCAAGAACUGAGUUAUUAGAUAAAUGUCGUAGUGUCUUAGAGGAAUGGAAUAACUAUGCAACUGAACAAGAAGAAAAGAUAAAAGCUUUGGUCGAAGGAAAUAAUGAAGAGACAGAUCAAGAGAAAAAGAACGACAAUGAAAGUUCUGAAAUAGAAGACGAAAAUAAAGAUGAAGAGAAAAAGAAGGAGAAGGAGAAAGAGAAAGACGAGUUGGAAACUAAGGAAGAACUUCCAAUGCCUAGGAAAGAACGAGUAGCAAGGUGUUAUAAGCUUGUUACGGGGAUUGUCAAAAAGGAUGAAAAUUUAGAUCUUGCAUCAUUUGUAAUAAAAAAUUUCCAACUUGAUUAA